AGAAGCCGCGGGCGCCGGUUCUCCAACGAGCUUUUCUCCCCGACGUACCAGCCUCCCGGCGGGGUUGCCGUGGAGACAGAGCGUCCUGUGUGGAUGCGGCGAAACGCUGAGGCGCGGCCUUUGCUGUCUGGAGGGGACUCACGAGACCGGCGUCAAGAUGAUGCUUUCAAGGGCCAAACCUGCUGUAGGCAGAGGCGUACAGCCCACUGACAAAAGAAAGAAGAAAGGUAGGAAGAUUCCAAAACUAGAGGAGCUACUUUCAAAAAGAGAUUUCACUGGAGCUAUUACCCUAUUGGAGUUCAAACGUCAUGUUGGGGAAGAAGAAGAGGAUACUAAUUUGUGGAUUGGAUAUUGUGCCUUUCACCUGGGUGACUACAAGAGAGCUCUGGAGGAAUAUGAAAACGCUACAAAAGAGGAAAAUUGUAAUUCUGAAGUCUGGGUGAACCUAGCUUGCACCUACUUCUUUCUUGGGAUGUAUAAACAAGCUGAAGCAGCUGGAUUUAAAGCUUCAAAAAGCCGACUCCAAAACCGCCUCCUCUUCCACUUGGCUCACAAGUUUAAUGAUGAGAAAAAAUUGAUGAGCUUUCAUCAAAAUCUUCAGGAUGUCACAGAAGAUCAACUCAGUUUGGCCUCAAUCCACUAUAUGCGAUCUCACUACCAAGAAGCUAUUGAUAUAUAUAAGCGAAUACUGCUAGAUAACAGGGAAUACCUUGCCCUCAAUGUUUACGUGGCCCUCUGCUACUACAAGUUGGAUUACUAUGAUGUGUCUCAAGAAGUUUUGGCUGUUUACCUUCAGCAAAUUCCUGAUAGUACCAUCGCACUCAAUCUUAAAGCCUGUAAUCAUUUUCGCCUUUACAAUGGCAGAGCAGCUGAGGUUCUUUCUGUGCAAUCUUUUUACUGCAAGUAUUACCACAUACUUUCUCUUACUCAGAUGGGCCAGUUUUACUAUUCUGCCAAAGCUUUUGAUGUCCUUGAGAGGCUGGAUCCCAACCCUGAAUAUUGGGAAGGCAAAAGGGGUGCCUGUGUGGGCAUUUUCCAGAUGAUCGUAGCUGGGAGAGAACCCAAAGAGACCCUUCGAGAAGUGCUCCAUUUACUGAGAAGCACAGGUAACACCCAAGUAGAAUACAUGAUCCGGAUCAUGAAGAAAUGGGCCAAAGAAAACAGAGUGCCCAUCUAAAAUAGCUCCAGCAUCCUAGGAACCAGCUUCUACUUUGGCAUGAAACUGGAAAUCGUUUUCACUCCAGUUUAAUCUGUGAUACAGGACUCUGUUUUAUUGACAUUUUCCAUCCUUGCUCUUUAAGCCUCAAGGUCAGAGACUGACCUGCUGAGACCUAGUCUCCUGGCUGAACAGAGUGCCAUAGUCUGUGACCCUGUAUGAUCCUACUAGCAAUAAGACUUUGGACUUAUCUGGUGCCUUUCUUCCAAAAAUGCUCAGAGUACUUUUAUAUAAUUUACUGACUUUAAGGAAAACAGUAUAACUUUUUUUUGUUAGUGUUUUUUGGCAUUGUCCCCUGGCUGCAAUAACAAACGUCUUUGAUGUUCAA
Molecule: messenger RNA, 1544 nt
Organism: Piliocolobus tephrosceles (Ugandan red Colobus)
Lineage: Eukaryota; Metazoa; Chordata; Mammalia; Primates; Cercopithecidae
Gene: IFT56
Product: intraflagellar transport 56
Exons: 9
Coding region: 158-1177 (339 amino acids)
Biological process (GO): intraciliary anterograde transport; intraciliary transport involved in cilium assembly
Cellular component (GO): intraciliary transport particle B; ciliary base; ciliary basal body
Molecular function (GO): protein binding; intraciliary transport particle B binding
Source: RefSeq, a predicted model, not a curated record